AUGCAGAAGACCUCAGAGAUUGCUCAAAAGAACCACGAUGAGAGCAUAAAAGAGUUGAAGAAUCAAAAUAGAAUGUUGGAGAACCAAGUUGCUCAACUCGCUGAUACUUUGUCAAAAAGGCAACCGGGUAAACUUCCAGGGCAAUCUACGCCGUCUCAAGAUCACACUAGAGAGAGUGCUUGUGCCAUUGUUCUUCGGAGGGUUGAAACCCCGGGUGUUGAGAAUGAAAUAGAGAAGAAGGAAAGCGGCAAGGAGAAGGUUACUGAUUCUCUCCCUUUUUCACCUACACUACCAUUUCCUCACCGAAUGCAGAAAACAAAGGUUGAUCAACAGUUCGGUAAGUUCUUGGCUAUGGUCAAGAAUCUCGAGGUAACGAUUCCUUUCACUGAUUUAAUAUCUCAGAUUCCUAUGUAUGCAAAAUAUUUAAAGGAAUUAAUCACUAAGAAAAGGAAUAUUGGUGGUGUAGAGAGAGUGGCUCUAAUUGAGGAGUGUAGUGCUAUGUUACAAAACAAGUCUCCUCCUAAACUAAAGGACCCCGGUAGUUUCUCCAUCCCUUGUCAUAUAGGUGAUUUAUUCAUUGAUAAGGCUCUAUGUGAUUUAGGUGUUAGUGUGUCCGUCAUUCCCCUCUCUAUUUAUAAAAAGUUGAACAUGGGAGAAUUAAAAUGUACCACCAUUACUCUUCAAAUGGCCGACCAUUCUAUUAAAUACCCCUUAGGUGUUUUAGAAGACGUCCCCGUGAGAGUAGGUAUAUUCUAUAUUCCUGUAGACUUUGUUGUGCUUGAUAUAGCAGAGGACAACCAGAUUCCAAUAAUCUUAGGAAGGCCAUUCCUUCAUACUGCGGGGGAAACCAUUGAUGUUAAGAAAGGGAAGCUAACCUUGACUGUAGGGGAUGACAAGGUGACCUUUAACUUGUCUCAUGAAAUGAAAAGUCCAAUGCAAGAAGUGCCUUGUUCUUUGAUUGCCUCUAAUGCUAAGUUGCCUCAUUCUUAUUCUAGAAACUCUUCAAAUAAUGCACUUGGUUUGAAAGGGUUUGCAGGUGAUGAUGAUCCUGGUGAUGCAGUUGAUAUUAGUCCAACAGUUGGAGCAAGAUGUUCGGUGCUCGAUGGCACCAAGUUCAAAGCGAACGACCAAUGUUUGAAGUUAUACACUGAAGGAGCGUAUAUUGGAAAAUUGGAGACGAUAUAUCUCUCCGAUCCACCCAUCGACGCUUGA
Spinacia oleracea (spinach) is the source of this 1212-nucleotide messenger RNA. RefSeq lists its product as uncharacterized. Bases 1 to 1212 code for a protein of 403 amino acids. The record is from RefSeq and is a predicted model, not a curated record. The transcript has 2 exons. Lineage: Eukaryota; Viridiplantae; Streptophyta; Magnoliopsida; Caryophyllales; Amaranthaceae.